GGCAUGGGAGAGGAGAGGGGAGGGAAUCAUGCCUGCAUGGCGACCCUAUUACUUUUUUUUUGGCGAAAGUAGGUAUGUAUCUAUGCUCGUUCUAGAGUUUAGCUACAACGCAAUACUUUGUUUUGUUGCAUGCUCUAGCUGCUUUGACGAGCAACGGUAUGGGCAUUUAUGGGCACUUAUAGGGUUUAACACGCUAUGGAAGCAUGCCCAGACAAACCUAUGUAGCCUAUCGACCGUCGACCAUCAACCAUGCAUCGGCGGUAUUUGCAACCAGCAGCGCAGCGCAGCGUAUCGGAUGUGCAAGGUGGGACAGUACGUUCGGGGAGACCCAGCCAGAACGAUCUAUCUCGAAGGCCGAAGAGGCUUUAAGAUUUAGCACCUAUCGUAAAAGACGAGAACGCCCCUUUUUAGAAUUAUUCCAACCAGGAAUACGAAAAGAAAAGGAAGAAAUAAGGCCAUAAUGAAGUCAAAUGAGUUAGUGUAAUUAUUUUUAGUUGAUAUCGGACAGCCCUACUGGUUUGACGAGUCUUCUUGGCGAUGGAAAUUUAGACGGAUUACCGGCAUUAAGAAUUAAUUUCUACUACACGAUAACAAAAUUCCUUGCGACCCCCUUGCCCCUUUUUUGCCUCUCUAUCUACCUAGGUAGGUACUUAGGUAACAAAGUUUUAAUAUAUAGUACAAACAAUUGAAGCUUUAAAUAGCCUACAAUUAUUUGUCUAUUGAUUAUUAGAUGCUCUGUCGUCCUGCCC
Annulohypoxylon truncatum is the source of this 749-nucleotide messenger RNA. RefSeq lists its product as uncharacterized. The coding region runs from base 83 to 376 and encodes 97 amino acids. The transcript has a single exon. The record is from RefSeq and is a predicted model, not a curated record. NCBI's taxonomy places the organism in Eukaryota, Fungi, Ascomycota, Sordariomycetes, Xylariales, Hypoxylaceae.